This is a messenger RNA of Sporisorium graminicola, 984 nucleotides long. RefSeq lists its product as uncharacterized. The record is from RefSeq and is a predicted model, not a curated record. Gene Ontology annotation, molecular function: urate oxidase activity. The transcript has a single exon. Bases 1 to 984 code for a protein of 327 amino acids. Lineage: Eukaryota; Fungi; Basidiomycota; Ustilaginomycetes; Ustilaginales; Ustilaginaceae. Gene Ontology annotation, cellular component: peroxisome. Gene Ontology annotation, biological process: purine nucleobase catabolic process; urate catabolic process.
AUGUCCCCCAAGGCAUCCUCCUCCAACGUCCGUCUGGCCUCGGCCUCGUACGGCAAGGACCUCGUCCGCAUCUUCCGCAUCGUCCGUGACGCCAAGGACCCUUCCUCGCACCGCGUCGCCGAAUACACCAUUCGCUGCCUGCUCCACGGUGAGAGCCUCACGCCAUCGUACACGGAAGCCGACAACUCGCCCGUCGUCGCCACGGACACGGUCAAGAACACGCUCAACUACCUCGCCAAGGUGCUGCCCGCCGAAGACGUGCUCUGCCCCGAGCGCUACGCGCUGCACGUGGUCAACCACUUCCUUUCGACCUACUCGCACAUCGAAAAGACCGAGGUGGACCUCAUCCAGCACAAGUGGACGCGCAUCGUCUUGGAUCAGAAGGACGGCGGUGCACACAAGCACAGCUUCGUACGUGACGGCGAGGAGAAGCGCACCGUGCGAGCGCUGGGUGAGCGAUCGGGCAGCGAGAUCAACGUGACGACGCUCGAAGGUGGUAUCAAGGGUCUGCUGGUGCUCAAGAGCAGUGGCAGUGCCUUCCACGGCUUCCACCGGGACAGCUUCACCACGCUCAAGGAGGUGCACGACCGCAUCUUCUCCACCGAGGUCGAGUGCUCUUACUCGAUCGCACUGCCCAAGGGCGGCCUUACCGCUGCGCUCAAGAACCCAUCCUCGCUGCCACAGUUCUGCGACAUCCACUCGUCGGUCAAGUCGCACAUUCUUCGUAUCUUUGCCCUGGACGACUCGGCCAGUGUGCAGGCCACCAUGUACCGUAUGGGCGAGCACAUCCUCGCCGACGCGGCCAACAGCACGGUGCAGGAUGUCUCGUUCGCGUUGCCCAACAAGCACUACAUCCCCAUCGACCUCGGCUUCAAGGGUCUCAGCAACCUCAACGAGAAGGAUGCAGAGGUGUUCCUCCCCACCGCGCAUCCCAGCGGCUACAUUAAGGCCAAGAUCGCUCGUUCGCCCGCUGCCAAGCUCUGA